This is a messenger RNA of Impatiens glandulifera, 1639 nucleotides long. Its product is annotated as acidic leucine-rich nuclear phosphoprotein 32-related protein-like. The transcript has 2 exons. NCBI's taxonomy places the organism in Eukaryota, Viridiplantae, Streptophyta, Magnoliopsida, Ericales, Balsaminaceae. The record is from RefSeq and is a predicted model, not a curated record. Bases 191 to 1465 code for a protein of 424 amino acids. Gene Ontology annotation, molecular function: histone binding. Gene Ontology annotation, cellular component: nucleus.
UUUUAAGCCGUUGAAGGUGGAUAGAUAUAGGGUUUUACUCUUUUGAAUCUCAAUUUAGGGCUAGGGAAAUUAUUCAAUCGUUAAAUAACCUGCCGCUCUCUUGUUCGUUCUCUGAGAUUUUCGUAUUGUGUGUUGAUUUGGUUGUCUGGAAAUUGUUGCAUGAGAUAAAGGAAAAGCAUCAUUUCAGGUUAUGGACGAGAUCUGGGAAAGGGCUGUUGUGACGGCGCUCGAUGGCCAAACAAACGUCGCUUCUGUUCGCACCUUGACGUUGGACGGAGCUGUAAAGUGUGCUCAUGGGCGUCUACCUCCUCAUUCCGUUUUCGAGAAAUUCCAUGAUCUUCAUCAUCUUUCCAUUGCAAACAUUGGCUUAGCAUCGCUCGAACAAUUCCCUCGUCUUCGUAAUCUUCAAAAAUUAAUCUUAUCGGAUAAUCGAAUUGCUGGUGGCCUUGAGCUCCUUGUUGAAGCUGGUCUCGAGUCAUUGAGAGAUCUUGAUUUAUCAAAUAAUCGAAUUCAGGAUAUAAAUGAUCUCCGUCCUCUUGCUGAACUUAAGGUUGUUUCUCUGGACUUAUACGAGUGUCCAGUUACUCGGGUAAAGGACUACCGGUCAAGGGUUUUUAGUUUGAUUAAGUCAUUAAAGUACUUGGAUAAAAUGGACGCGGAUGAGAAUGAGAGACCAGAAUCAGAAUCAGAAGAUGAUGACGAAGAUGAUGAAGAAGAAGAAGAUGAUGAUGAUGAUCCUGGAAGUUGUGAAGUGGAUGAAGAGGAACAGGAACAGAAACAUGAACAUCCUUGUAGGUUGAAUAAUGGGAAUAGUUCAGGGAAUGAUGUGAUUGUGGAUGUUGAUGAGGAUGAAGAGAGUGAUGCAGAUGAAGAAGAAACCGAGACUCUGAAAGGGACAAAACAAACUUCUUCCCAUCAUCAAUCGAAUGGUGUUGCAGAGGAAGACGACGAUGACGACGAUGAUGAUGAUGAUGAUUCAAUGGAUGAGAUUGAUGAAGAUGAUGACGGAUAUGAUGUUGUAGAGGUUCAUGAUGUUGACGACAGUGAUGAAGAAGAUGGGGUUGACGACGAGGAUGAUGAUGGUGAAGAUGAGGUUGAUAAUGAUGAAGGAGAUCUUGGGUUGCCAGAGAGCACUGAUCGAUUAGCAAGUAGAGAGGGAGAGAUAGAUGGACAUGAGCAAGGUGAGGAUGAUCCAGAUGAUGAUGGAGAGACCGGAGAGGAACAUGAUGAAGGUGUAGAUUUUGAGGAGGAAGAUAAAGAUGGUGAAGAGGAGGAAGAAGAUGAUUAUGAAGAAGGGUACUUGGUUCAACCCGUUGGUAGGAAAGCUGAAGAUGAAAUAGCUGUGAAACCAGGUAAAGAAGAUGAAGUAAAGACCUUUCUAUCUUCUUCCAAGAGGAAAAGAGACGACGACGACGAUGGUGAUAAGUACAUCGUAUCUCCCUCUUCUUCGUCGAAGCAUAGGUAGGUAUUGUGGUAGUUAGAAAAGAAGGAAAGAAAAUGGAAAAUUCACAUACACAAAAGACAUCAUUUUCAAAAGGUGGUUGUUCUCCCUCUUAAAGUGCCGUUAGAUUUUGUAUCUUUUUUAAAUGGUAGUUAUUUUGGAUGGAGGGUGUAGUGGUGUGAACUAGUGAUAUAUAUA